Molecule: messenger RNA, 231 nt
Organism: Triticum turgidum subsp. durum (durum wheat)
Lineage: Eukaryota; Viridiplantae; Streptophyta; Magnoliopsida; Poales; Poaceae
Source: the annotation of a GenBank genome assembly
AUGACAAGGUUUGCUGCUGUGCCGUUGGUGUUCCUGAUGAUCGUGGCCUUCUUCGCAGUCUCCGGCGCGGCUCGACGACUCAGCGGCGACGUGUGGGAGCCGACCGGGGCAGCCGUCGCCGACUCCGGCGACGGUGUGAUGGUGCAGCUUCUCCGGCAAAUGUACCUUCAGCGGUUGGGGGCGGGGCCCUCGUGCGGCACCCACAGCGCAAACGGUGGCUGCCCACCCUGA